This is a messenger RNA of Panicum virgatum (switchgrass), 1380 nucleotides long. Its product is annotated as probable F-box protein At2g36090. Lineage: Eukaryota; Viridiplantae; Streptophyta; Magnoliopsida; Poales; Poaceae. The transcript has a single exon. Gene Ontology annotation, molecular function: protein binding. Bases 116 to 1087 code for a protein of 323 amino acids. The record is from RefSeq and is a predicted model, not a curated record.
CAUCUUGGAGCGUUGCCUCCUGACCUGUGCCUUGGAGCCACUCGAGCACUCGACCCCGUCGCCGAGCCUGCUGCUUGCGCUUGCGUCCACCAUAGAAGCUACCACAGGGCCGGGAAUGGCGAUGACGACCGCCGCCACCACCACCACCACCUUGGAGGACCUCCCCGCCGACGUGCUGGCCUGCGCGCUGCGCCGCCUCGACGGCCGCUCCCUGGCCGCCGCCAGCUGCGCCACCGCGGGGCUCCGGGCGCUCGCCGCCGACCCGGAGACGUGGCGCGCGCUCUGCCUCGCGCGCUGGCCCUCGCUGCUGCAAGCCCGCCCCGGCCUCCUCCUCGACUCGGCCGUCCCGCCACAGCGCCUCUUCGCCGACGCCUUCCCGUUCCCCUGCCUGCCGGCGGACAACGCCGCCGCCGCCGCCGCUGCUCCCCUCGCGGAAGCCGACGAGGCGCCUGUUGCGCUCCAGCUCCCCGCCGAGCUCGUCUCGGCCGUGGACGUGUACCACCGCGGCGCGCCGCUGCUCUCCCGCGUCGUGGAGACCCACGCGUCGUCGUCCUGGUUCCUCACCUCGCCGUUCCGCGUCGACGCCGUCGAGUGCGGGAGCCCCGCGCCCGGCCCCGGCCGCGCCCCCGCGGAGCUCGAGCUGAGCUGGGUCGUGGUCGACCCCCGCGCCGGCCGCGCGGUCAACGUGUCCAGCCGCCGGCCCGUGGCCGUCGACCGGCACUGGUACACGGGCGAGGCGCUGGUGCGCUACGCGGUGGUGCUCGGCGGAUGCAAGCUCGAGGCCACCGUCACCUGCUCCGAGGACGCGGGGAGCAUCAGGGAGAUCAGCCUGGCGGCCGAGGACGCCGACGGCGCGGCCGUCAGCGGCGAGGGCACCCUGCGGCUCCUCGCGGCGGCGAUGGCGGGGCCCAGGAAGGGAGGGGAGGAGCAGGAGGAGGCGGCCAAGCGGAGGUACGAGGAGUUCGUGAGGAGCAAGAGGGGCAGGAAGGAGUCCAAGGCCAGGAAGGAGGUGCUCGUCGACCUCUGCUGCUCCGGCGUCAGCGCCGUCGCCGUUCUCAGCUUCAUCGCCGCCGUCGUGCUCCGGUAGUAGAGCGAGCCACAGUUGAGGGCGAUCCAUCUCAUCAAUCAUCAUCGACGAGUCCUUAGCAAUGCACAUACUGCCUACAUCUGGGAGAGUAUAGUGCAAGAGUUCCUUUUCUUUUCCAUUUGGCUAUAAUUUAGUACAAGUAGGCAUUAAGUCAUACAUGAUACAUGUAUGGGAAAUUUUCAAGUGAAGAAAAAGAGAGAGAGAGAAAGAUACAUGACUCUCACGGUCCAACCUUACAUAUUUCUUCAGUCACGUGGGAACUAAUAAAUUGAUUCCUGUGAGAUUUCUGUAAA